Messenger RNA from Ostrea edulis (European flat oyster), 2140 nucleotides. RefSeq names its product gastrin/cholecystokinin type B receptor-like. The record is from RefSeq and is a predicted model, not a curated record. Lineage: Eukaryota; Metazoa; Mollusca; Bivalvia; Ostreida; Ostreidae. The coding region runs from base 159 to 1049 and encodes 296 amino acids. Gene Ontology annotation, molecular function: peptide binding; G protein-coupled receptor activity. Gene Ontology annotation, cellular component: membrane. The transcript is spliced from 4 exons. Gene Ontology annotation, biological process: G protein-coupled receptor signaling pathway.
GCGCCCUAACCAAUAGAGAACUUCCGUAUUGUGUAGAUAACCCAAAGGCUCAUCGACCAUCGUGAUAUCUAAUCAGUUUCUAAAGGCAUCACUAUCGAUGACAAGUGACUUUGGUGUGUAUCCCGUUGACUGUCGGGAGACAUAUCUACACACCCUGGAUGUACGGAGAGUUCCUUUGCAAAGCGAUGGAUUUUGUACAAGGUGUGUAUGUGGAAGGAAGCGUGCUGACUAUCGUUUGUAUGAGUGCUGAGAGAUAUCUCGCCAUUAGACAUCCGCUCAAAGCCAGAGUUUUCUGCAACACGGCUAAAGUCAAGCAGGCGGUGGUGGUCACGUGGGUCACAGGAAUAAUUGCCAUGUGUCCACUGGUGAUUUACAAGAAACUCAAGAGUGAAAAUCUGCCCACUGAACUGAACGAAAUGUCCAUUCAAUACUGCAUAGAGACCUGGCCAUCGAAACAGGACCAAAUGAUCUAUAACAUUUUCCUGCUGUUCAUAAUUUACAUCAUUCCAGGAGUGGUCGUUAUCGUGCUUUACUCAAUGAUAGGCUUCAGUCUCUGUCGGAAAGACAACCAUCUACAGCGCUCAAAUUCGAUUGCCAGUGGUCACUACGAUGACCGCGUCAUGGUGAACAGGAGACGUUUGGCGCGACUUCUCAUCAUUCUGUCAGUACUGUUUGCUCUCAGCUGGAUGCCGUAUUUUCUAUUAAGUUUAUUUUCGUAUUUAGAACUAAGUGCGGAGAGUCAGAAGAUAAUGAAUCAAAUUUACCCCUUCGCUUUGCUCUUGGGACAUUCCAACUGCGUUCAGAAUCCAAUACUGUACAGCUUCAUGCAUAAAGGAUUUUAUAGGUUUACCGCGCAAAUACUUCGUUGUCGAUGUGACCAAUUUAACAGGGGACGACUUAGAUAUGGUGCUUCUUAUUCCUCAACACGCGAAUAUGGAAACAAGAGUCCAAAUCGCUCCAAAGGACCAGCUACUGACGUCAUCGCAUUGUAUGAUUAUGAACGAGCAACUGUGAAAUCCAGACUUUUACCAAGAAAACGGAUUUCAUGAUUUGUGGAAAAUUUGAUUUGAUUACAAAUGCUUAUAUGAACAAGUAUUCUGUAUGCCCCAGGAUUCCGGUGUCAUUUCUUUUUUCCAGGUUUUUUUUUCUCCACCGGAAAUAAUUGUAAUUUUUCUCUACAAUUAAUACAUGUGAAAUUUAUAUAGAUAAUGGAAUACAUCUUUUUUAAACAUAUACAUUAUUUAAUCCGGAAAAUGUGUUCAUAUAUUCUCAAUAUAACGACAAUAAACUUUGCCGGUUUCGUUUUUGUCAAGCAUAUAAUAUAUUGUACUUCUAGAUUUUUAAACGAACAAAAAUAUUAAAUCAUUUAGUAAUUAUAUGACAUCAAUUUUGAAUUAAUAGGAUGCCAGAUAGUUACGGGAAACAUUUGUUCUGAUAGCCGGUGUUGGUCAAUAAAAUACUGAGUAAUUGCACACACACACGCAUGUGUGUGCGUGUGUAUUUUAUUUGCAAUUAUGUAUAUAUAAAAAUCUUCCAUUUGAUCGUUUUACAUCCUUUGACAUUUUAUAUAUUAGCGGCAACACUAAUCAAGAUACUUUUAGGAAUAAAAUCCAACCUCACAUUUUUCUGAACCGUCUUUCACACAGUCAGAAUAUAUCUAAAUAAAUAAAAUCCUAAUAGCAAAUUAUAAUCAAAUGGAAGUGUCUGGAAUUGGUAUGUAUGUUAAGGCGAUGUUAAAUCUGAAAUAACACGGUCUACACCAGAACGGUCACAUCGAACAUCGCUCGUGACGCCGGCUUGUGCGUGUAUAUAGUAAACCAACCCUAUAACAAAUUUAUCGGGAGUCGAAUCCGCAGAAGAUUGUUUCCCUGUAAUAACCAAUAUGUCGCAGAUGUCCCCAGCUGAUAAGGUAUACUGUUUUUGAUUAUCUCAAAAUGUUACCCAAGUUUCAAGCUAGCAACCAACCACUCCAAACUAUGACGUGGAUCUUAAUUCGCUGUACAACACAAGAGUUUACAUUUCAUUCUGGAAGAUCAACUGGCCCUCUAAGUCCUAUUUUUUUUCUCUCACCGCUUCUUUUCUUUUUGUUAUCUGUCAUUUGUUUUGUUAUUUUGACUGUAUGCCAACAUGGUGAUGUCAA